Scylla paramamosain (green mud crab) is the source of this 6234-nucleotide messenger RNA. RefSeq lists its product as uncharacterized. The record is from RefSeq and is a predicted model, not a curated record. The transcript has 9 exons. NCBI's taxonomy places the organism in Eukaryota, Metazoa, Arthropoda, Malacostraca, Decapoda, Portunidae. The coding region runs from base 2532 to 2984 and encodes 150 amino acids.
UAUGGGUGGUGUUUGUACGCGUCUGUUUCAACUCCCAGCCUGACAGAAUUUUUUUUUUUUUUUUUUUGUGUAACCACGCCUACACAGUGGCUGCCAAGGCUUACCCAUGAGUUAAAUCUUCUUUAGUUGGAAAUGAGGAAGGCGUGACCUCUAGCAGUGGACACCCAGAAGGCAGCAGUGGGUGAAAACAAGCAAAAUAAAGAAAAGUUUGGCUGUGAGAAGGUGCUAGACAGCCAGCCAUAGUGACAAGGAGGCACCACCACCAUCACCACCACAGGGAAGGAGUUGCCGAUCCAAGGGCCUGGCUCAGGAGUGAUCCUGUGCCACCUGUACCAUCAAGAUCAAGAUCAAUCUGGCAACUCUGCCACGAGCUUCAAAGUUUGUUGGAUGUAGUGGAUAGCUAUGGUAAAGACUUUGGAGUAAGGUUUAGUAGUGAGAAAAGCAAAUUAAUGAUUGUGAAUAGGUCAGAGGAUGAAAGUAAUGUGGUAUGGAGACUUGGAGAGAAUGAGUUGAGACAGGUGCAAGAAUACAAGUACUUAGGGAUGUGGAUGAGUCCUAGUGGGUGUGCAAAGGCAAAGAAUGAAAAAAUAAGUAUGGUAAACCAGUGGGUAGGUCGACUGGGAAGCACGGCAAGGAUGAGAGCAAGUAAGUAUGAUGUGUUGAGAGAAGUGUGGAAGAAUGUGGCUGUGCCAUGUAUAAUGCAUGGUAUGGAUGUGAUUGCAUGGAAUGAAAGUGAAAUUGAUAAGUUAGAAGUGGGCCAGAAUAGAGUAGCAAGGAUGGCACUGAGUGCACCGAGGUGCACAGCAGUUGAAGCCUUGAGAGGUGACAUGGGAUGGAGCACCUUUAGAGAAAGACUUACAAAAGCUACACUUAGGUACAAGAUUAGGCUUGAGAGAAUGGAUGAUGCAAGAAUAGCAAGGAAGGUGUACCUGUGGAAUGAAAGUGGAAGCAAACGGAGGAAGAGAUGCAUGAGAAUGACAGACAGGAAUGGAUUGCAAGUUGUGUGGGCGAUAAGAAUGGCUGGUAGGAAUCAAAAUGAGCGUGAAUGGGUGGUAACAAGAGGAGGCAGAGUGGGAGCCGAAUGGGAUGUGAGAAAAUGGAAGAAUGAGAUAGACAAAGAAGUGAAAUGUGUGGGACUGAAUGAAUGGAAGAAUGAAAUGGAAAGAAAGAAGACCCUGGAAUGGUACAAGGAGAAAGAGGCCCCGAGGUAUGAAAGGUGGUAUGAUGGAAGCCUGGGCGGUGAUCUUCUCUUCCGAGCGAGGGCACAGUGUAUGGAUGUGAAUGCAAGGAGUUACAGGUGGUCUGAGUCCCGCAGCAAAGUGUGCCAGAUGUGUGACAUGGGAGAGGAUGAGACGGUGGAACAUGUGGUGCUAGAGUGUAUGAAGUAUGCCAGAGACAGGAAUGAGAUGAUGCAAGUGAUACUGACUGAGUUAGGGCAUGAUAGGAAUGAAAGAGUGGAGAAGACAGGAAAGGAAUGGAUGGUGUCGUUGCUGGGACUGUGUAGAGAGGCGAAUGAAAGGAUGAUUGAGGCGGUAAAAGAGUUUCUGGAGAGAAUGUGGCGUGCCAGGUGUAUGGACAAUUAGGAUAGAGGAUGCUGUUCGUUUCUCUUUUUUUUCCCUUUGUACAGGAGUUGCCGAUCUAAAGGCCUGGCUCAGGAGUGAUCCUAUGCCACCUGUACCAUCAAGAUCAAGAUCAAGACGGUGAAUGGUAGUGAGCGGCACACCUAACCCCUGAGUAACGAGAUUUUCGUGUGUUUUCUGUGUACCCACGCCUACCAAGUACUCAUCAGGGUUCCCAUAUGACUUAAACCUUCCCUGGUGGGUGAUACAGAAGGCGUAGACACUGCCACAGACUCCCGGGAUGAAAGAGUGAAAUACCAGCUGACCCGUGACGAAGGAAGGUGAGUGGUCACAGGGUCAUGGCAACCUUCCUUUGACAACUUACUUCCUGCUAACACUUGAUUUGGGGCUUCGGAAAACAAGGGUAUCAGUCAGCUUUGUACCUGCGCCGUCCACGAGUGCCCUCACCAGUCUGUCAUUGCAUGUUGUCAGGGAAGCAAGAACGUGGAGGCUAGAGUAACAGGAGAACGAGCAAUCCCCACACUGCUGUACGGGUUGGAGAGUGAGAGAGUGGAGAAGGAGCUGAUCAGAAGGGCUGUGGAAGUGGAAGGGUGCCCUGUCCGAGUCCUGCCUGUUGUUAUUAUGACCUGUGAGGUGGCCAUCAGGGAUGUGAGGAGUGUCCAGCAACAUGCCUGGAGAUAGUUGUGUGUGGACAAGGGACACAGACUCAAGAACCACAAGUUUAGGCUGACCAAGUCCCUGAACAUCUUUCCCACCAUGAACCGGCUGCUGCUGACUGGGACACCCUUGCAGAACAGCCUGGCAGAGCUAUGGGGCCUUCUGAACUUCCUGAUGCUGGAUAUUUUUUAUUCCCUUGGUGUCCUGGUUUGAUGUGGAGGAGAUGCAGGAGGAGGGAAGUGACGAGAGGAUUCUGAGGCAGGAACAGGAGGGCCAGGUCAUCUCCACUGUAUAAUGAAGGUGCCAGCUGGCUUUCAUGGCCUCAAGAGGAGGAUGGUGGGGCAGAAGCCAAGACCUCAACUGUUGGGUGUGGUGACUGGAAAGGUGCCCAGUGAAGUGCAUCUCCUGGGCCUCAGACAUCGGCGUGCCGAGCGGUACACACCGGAGGCGGACCUGUGUCACCGCUGCAGUUGCCGGGGCCACAAGGAGUGGCGUUGCCAGUCUGCUCCUCGGUGUAGGUACUGUGCUGGUUCCCACAAGUCGGUGCAGUGCCUGGACAAGAUCAAGGAGGGCACCAAGAUCCCUGCUCGCUGCUGCAACUGUGGGGGUGAUCACAACGUCCACUCCACCCUCUGCACUGUCAGGCCUCGGCCCCACAGGGAGCCUGCCACUGAUGAGGUGACUCGGCCCAGAAUCGUGUUCCGCCAGGCUCCACCUCCUCAGACCAACCAGUGCUUGGAUGAAUAGGCCUUCAUUCUUGUCUACUGCCCCUCACCUGCCCCAGCCUUCCUGCUCCACCACUGGCACUUCCGCCACACCUGCCGUGUUCCCGCCUCUGCCGCAGCACACUGCUACAGUGCCCUCUGCACCUGCCACAACAGUGCUCCAGCUUGGGUUCACUCAGGAGCUGCCUACCACAGUUUAGGGGUGUUUUGAAAAUUGACACAAAUGUAGAGAGAUGAGACAGAAGCAGGAACACCACCACCACCACCACCACCACCAGCACUUCCACCACCACCGCCACAAGCACCAGGACAGUGGAAGAAAUGGUAGAGACAAGUGGUGAAGGUUGAAAAAGGUGAGCCAGCACUUCUCUGAGGAGUUCCGGCCAGAGCAACAAGUGUCCUUUGAUGACAUCAUCCCCCUGUUCUGCCAAGACCAACCAGGCAUCUGUGUUCCACCUCAAGGAGUGGCUACGCAUGUUCCUGGACCUGUACCAAGACUUGAAGGACCAACAGGCAGCAAAGGAGGGGAAGGCCCUUCAGAGGAUCCAUGGCCUGCUUCAGGAGGUGCAGGCGUGCAGACCCUGCGCCUGGUGUGAGCAGGAGAGGCUGUCAUGACAUAUGAACUGUAAAUGUGUACAGAUAAAGUGUGUCAUUUCAAACCAGGGUGUUCCAUUUGUAUCACCUCUCCUGGAAAGUUCUAAUCCUGUCACUCUCCUCCCACCCCUAGCAUGUAACCACUAAACAUUCAGCACAUUGACACACCUCUCCUGGCAGGUUCUGAUCCUCUCACUAUUGUCAGAAAUUUCUGGACCAAUGAAGGGGUGGUAGUGUUCAGGAUUGUGUUGUUUAUUAGCUUUCACACAAGACAACUCUGUUCAUUCAUGUACCUUAUAAACUAUAACAUUGCAGAAAUUUUAUUGUUUAUAUAAGGCUGUGGACAAAUAGAAAAGAAAUUUGAGGUCUUCAGUGAUGAGUAAGUAGUGAUGUUCAGGGUUAUUUGUUAUUUGUGUUGAUGUGAGACAAGUGCGUUCAUUCAUUCACCUUACAGAAAAGCACACUGCAGAAAUUUUAUUGCCUAUAGAAGUUAUCUAUGUAUCUGUCUUUCUAUAGACCAGGCUGGCAGUCCCAUACAGGGUGGCCUAGACAAAAUACUGCAUGCUCAUACACACAUCCUUCAAAGUCUUAGUUCUGGACAGAUAAAGAAUUGUAGGAUACUAAGUGAUGGAGGAGUGGUAAUCAGGGCUGUGCUGACAUGAAGACAAUUGUGUUUGUUCCUGCAUCUUACGGAACACCACAUAGCAGAAAUUUUGUUGCUAAAAGAAGUCAUGUGGACAGAUAGAAUAUAAAAUUUAGGAUAGGUCUGAAGGAGAGAUGGUAUUCAAGGUUGUGUUGAUAUAACGCUGCGUUUACACCGAGCGAGUCGCGUCGAGUCGCAUCAAGUCAUUUGAAGCGAUUCAUUUCGACAUAUCUCCGUUUACACCGAAUGCGUCAACCCGAGUCAAGUCACUACACAGUGACCCAUUUGAUUUCAGGGAGAAUGGACGCAUAUUCUCUUGCUGUAGUAACUGCAUUGCUCUGGCUUCGUCGUCGCAGACGUAAAAAUAAAACUCGAAUCUGGAUGCAUCAUCUGAACACCAGGAGGCCAGAUUUCGGUAGCUUCAGUCAUUUAUUCCCAGACCUGUUAAACCAUCCAGAAAAAUUCUACAACUUUUUUAGGAUGACAUGAAAACUUCAAGAAGCUGGUGGAGUUGGUUGGACCUUCCAUUAGGAAAAUCAACACUAACUACAGGCGUGCAAUAGGAACGGAAGAAAGAAUGGCCAUUUUUUUAAGGUAAGAGGUAUUUUUAUUGAACAUUACAAAAAUCAUUACACGUACGGCAAUAGUAAAUUAGUGAGCUGAUGGCAGUAAUGCAUUCCUGAUGGUGAGUGAAACAUGAUCAUCUAAAUUACUUCUCGGAGGUUAAAAAACUGUUCAUUAUUCUCUACGUAGUUGUCACUUGCAUGGGAUGUACCUGGUGACGGUGUUGGUGUAUGUGAUUGAUUAUGUUCAGUCCAGUACCCAUACUGGACAGAGGGUGCGGGCUUGAACAUCUUCCUACGAAAGGCUUCAUAUAUUUCAUAUAUUACAUACUUGCAUAUAUUACAUACUUACAUACUUGCAGACACCACGGCAGACUCGCUGUGACUGACGUCAAAAAUAGGCCCAGCCCUAUAUGUGACUCGACGUGACGCGACGCGAGAGGACGUGAUGUGACUCGAAGCAUCCGGUGUAAACGGUUUCGUUCAGAAACCCAAACAAAUCAAUGUUAUAGCUGGGGUGGCGAUUCAUGAUGCGUCAUGAAUCAUCUUGACUUGACGUGACUCGACUCGACGCGACUCGCUCGGUGUAAACGCAGCGUAAGACAACUCUGUUCAUUCAUUCAACAACUGUACAAGAAAAGCAGAACAGCAUAUUACAGAAAUUCUAUUGCUUGUAGAAGACAGUUGUAGACAAAAAAAAUUUGGAUGCUAAGUAAUGGAGUGGUGAUGGCCUUGAUGUCCAGUGUUGUGUUGACAUAAUUACAGAGAAGACUGAAAACGGCGCAUUGCAGAAAUUUGUUGACAAAUAGAAAAGAGAUUUAGAGUAGUUAGUGAUGUAGUGGUGGUAGUCAGGGCUAUUUGACAUAAGGCAACUGUUGACUUAAGCAACAAUCUUACAGAGAACAGCACUUUGCAGAAAUAUUGUUACUUAUAGACAGUUGUGGAUAGAUAAAAAUAAAAAGGAUACUAAGUGAUGAAGGAGUGGUGGUCAGUGUUGUGACAAGAUAAUUCUCUUCAUCGAUGCAGCAACCUUGCUGGGAACACAGCAUAUUGCAGAAAUUUUGUCGGGUAUAAAAAACAGUUAUAGACUUAGAAAACAAAUUUGCAGUACUAAGCGAUGAAGGUGUGGUAAUGUUUAACAUUACAUUGUGAUAUGUGUUGACAAGCUGAUUCUGUUCAUUCAUGCAACAUCCUUACCAAGAAAAUGGAACAGCUUAAUACAGAAAUUUAGCAUAUAAGUCAGCACACUGAAGACAAGACCACCACCACCACCACCACCACCACCACAGCAAGAUUAACAAGAAGCACUUGAAGAAAGAAAUGGGUAACAAAACAAUGUGGAGGCAGGUUAAUGUAGUACUAGGAAUGUAGUUAGGAAUAGCUUGGAAUAGUCCAUGGUUUCACAUGUUCUGCUUUUUCCACCACAGGAUGCAACCAUGUGCUUAUAAUUACAUUUUUAUUUUUUUGUUUUC